GAAUACUUGGAGCAGGCGCUGAAGCUGAGGGGCGGCAGCAGCGCGGAGGCCGAGAGCUACGACCGCCUGCGGGAAUGCAUCCGCCAGUUCUUCCCCGAGCGCAGGUGCUUCGUUUUCGAACAGCCCGCCAGGAGGAGGGACCUGCCCCACCUGGAGGAGCUCCCGGACCACAAGAUGGACCCUGAGUUCCGGCAGCAGCUGGAGAAAUUCUGCAGCUACAUCUGGGAGAGGUCUCCACCAAAGACCACCCCCAGCGGCUGCAAAGUAACAGGGCACAUGCUGGGCACCCUGGCGGUGAGCUACGUGGAUGCUAUCCAGAGCGGGGCCGUGCCGUGCCUGGAGAGCGCGGUGCUGGCCCUGGCAAAGCUGCACAACUCGGAGGUGGUGCAGGAAGCUGCGGCCUUGUACCGGGAGCUGAUGGAGAAGCGGGCGACGCUGCCCAUGGAGACGGUUCAGGAACUGCAGGAGCUGCACAUGCAGUGCAAGCAGGAGAUACUGCAGCUCUUCACAGAACGGGCGAUCAAAGACGACAUCGAGCGCUUCCACGCGAAGCUUCUGCGGCAGGUGGAGAAAGCCAGGCUGGAGUUCUGCAGCCGUGACGAGCGGGCGUCCCGCGAGAAGUGCAAGGCCGCACUGCAGGAGCUGUCCCAAGAGAUGGAGCAACGGAUCAACAACGGCAGCUACUUGGUGCCAGGGGGUCAUUGGCUGUUCCUGGGAGACCAGCAGGCGCUGGUGGAGCGGUACCGGGCGCUGCCGGGCAAAGGGGUGAAGGCGGACGCUGUCCUGCACGAGUUCCUUCAGAGGACAGAGCCUUUGGCCAGAAGCAUCCGCAGCACAGACCAUGCCCUGACGGAGAAGGACGAGCAAAUCAAAGGUCUGCAAGCCCAGAAUGAGAAGGACAAGCAGGAGUGGCAGGCCGAGAGGGAGAGAGAGGCAGAAAAACUGCGGCAGAUGGAGGAGCGGGUUCGUGGAUACGAGAAGGCCGAGCAGGAAUGGCAGGCCGAGAGGGAGAGGGAGGCAGAAAAACUGCGGCAGAUGGAAGAGCUGGUUCAUGCAUAUGAGAAUGAGAAGCAGGAGUGGCAGGCCGAGAUGGAGGGGGAGGUGGAAAAACUGCAGCAGAUGGAGAACUGGGCUAGCCACUCUGAAGAGGAAGCUCGUCAGCUGAGAAAUAGACGAGGGAAGCAAAAGAAGAAAUGUCAGUUCAAGUGUGCGUGCUUCGGAGGUUGCUCCCAGCGGACCAGGAGCUUCUGCAACACCUUAGCAUCAAGAUUGUCAUAUCCACUGCCAUUUCAAUGUUUGAGAGGCAGAAAUGUGCUUUGAGGUCAACAAUGCUUCAUUCACAACUUUGGUGGUACCCAUGGUCGUGUCUCUGCCACCAAGUGCUUUUGUGCUUUCGUAAUUGGGAAGGAAUGGAUUCUUCUGUGUGGA
This is a messenger RNA of Numida meleagris (helmeted guineafowl), 1428 nucleotides long. Its product is annotated as guanylate-binding protein 1-like. Gene Ontology annotation, molecular function: GTP binding; GTPase activity. Lineage: Eukaryota; Metazoa; Chordata; Aves; Galliformes; Numididae. The record is from RefSeq and is a predicted model, not a curated record. The transcript is spliced from 7 exons. The annotation marks the transcript as partial.